Saccostrea echinata is the source of this 2723-nucleotide messenger RNA. Its product is annotated as sorting nexin-16-like. Gene Ontology annotation, cellular component: late endosome; early endosome; extrinsic component of endosome membrane. Gene Ontology annotation, biological process: early endosome to late endosome transport; endosome to lysosome transport; protein targeting to lysosome. The transcript has 9 exons. Gene Ontology annotation, molecular function: phosphatidylinositol binding. The record is from RefSeq and is a predicted model, not a curated record. Lineage: Eukaryota; Metazoa; Mollusca; Bivalvia; Ostreida; Ostreidae. The coding region runs from base 136 to 1329 and encodes 397 amino acids.
UGUGUUUACCAAACAUCAUGUGCUCUGUCACCUGUGGUAGUCUGUAGUGCAUGAAACAGGUGGUUGAACGAAACUGAAACUGAAAGGAAUUAUGGGAAGGUGUCCUAUUCUCCUGAUGUGAAAAAAAAUGGCACAAUGGAGGAAGAUGAAAUAAGGGAGAGAGUGCAGAACUGCAUUAUCCCUGGAAACUGUGACCCAGCAGAGGUCGAAAGGUUAAGUUUCCAUGAAAAUGAGAUUAACAGGGUAGAUGACAAGUUCAAGAGCUUACAUGACAAUGAUGAUAGUGGUCUCACAGAGACACCAAGCCGAACGUCAAGCAUAUCAAUCAGUACCAUUGACCGGUUAGAUUCGGACCUUGAUUCCAUUUCUUCAGCCUCACAGCUUGCUUCUAAGAGAAAGAAUGAUAGGUCUAGUCCACAGAAAAGCAGUGUCAGGUUCCAGACAGAUUUAGAGGACAGUCUCACUUGCUCAUCAGAGACACUGAAUCCUGAGAAUAUAAAAGUUCCCAUUCUUGGCCAUGAAACUAUGGAGGAAAGAUCCAAAUUCACUGUUUUUAGUUUGCGAGUCCAGAAAUCAGAACAUGAUGUCUGGCAUAUAUUUAGACGUUAUACAGAUUUUGUACAGCUGAAUGAUAGGUUGAGGAAGUGUUUUCCAAACAUCCGAUUAUCUUUGCCACCAAAAAGAUGGUUCAGGGACAACUUUGACAAGAAUUUCAUUGAGGACAGGCAGCUAGGUUUACAAGCCUUCAUUGAUAACUGUAUUGGACAUAAGGAUAUUUGUAAUAGUAAGCCAGUGCGAGAAUUCUUCUGUUUCGAUGACCCCCCAGGGCCACAUGAUAGCAUUGAAGAGAGCAGGUCUCUCUGUGAAUCUUUGGAAGACUCCGUUUAUAAGCUGAAAAAAGAGUUAGCAGAGAAGAAUUCUGAGAUUGAUCUUCUGCAUGAUGAACUCGCACUGUACAAAAGACAAGUAGAGAUGCUUACGACAGCCCUCAGAAAAAACAAUGAGGCUAAAUCAUCCUCAGAGUCUCCUGUAUCUUCCACAUCAUUGGCUGAGUGUGACCUAAUGACCUGUACAGAGGCUGACCAAUCACAGCUUCCCACUAACUCCACUGCAGUGGAUGCAAAAAAUGUCUCUGAGAACUCUACUAGAGAUAAGGAGGAGAAACCUUCAGUGAAAAGUGCUGCAUUAGAGGAUGGAACUCUUGCUCAGUCGGAAGGUCUUCCCUUGGAUAACUCAUGCUCAAGUCAGGGGGACAAAACCACAAAAAAGAAGAAAAGAUCCUCUAUAUUUAAGUUUAGAAAUAAAUCUCCAGUAGUUGAAAGCAGAUAGCAGAGACAAUGUUGAAAUAAGAUUCUUAAUUGAACAAUGUUCACAUUAUUUACUUUUGCCUGUUGUCAGUGAAAUUCUUGUCAAAGCUGUGCCUGAGUGACAUUAUUAUUUUCUGUUUCUAAGAUUACCUAUUGAUCAUCUUACCUUUGCAUUCCUAUAAUCAUGCAUGUACAUCUCAAGCAAUAGAAUUGCAUCAUUUACUUGUAUGGAUACAUGUGCACAUGUAUCUUUUAGUUAUUCAUUAUUUAUACAACUACAUUUAGCUAUUAUACAUGUAUAUAAAAUUACAUGAUAUAUAUAAGUUGAUAGAAGUCUGUUUAACAGUAAUACUUGUGAUGUGGUUGUGUAUAAUGAUGGUCUUUCAGCAUUAUUUUGCCUUUUUUAUUUAUUUUCCAAUAUUUUGGAUUGUUUUUUUUUUUUUCUCAUGUACACUUGUCAAAUGAUAUAUGUGUUUGAUUUUGUUUUCAGCAUUAUUAAGUAUAUUCUUUUCAAAUGCAUUUGCUUAAAUUAAGAUGGCAUUUGAGACACACAACUUAAAUUUCAAUAACAGUGUAUUAAUUGAUAAAAAUUAAUAAAUGCUUUACGAGGAGUGACAUUUGGUUACAUAUACAUAUGUACUAUAAAUUACUUUUGUUUUGUUUUACCUGAGAAAUUUAUUUUUGUCUAAUGAUAUGGAUUACAGUGUAUUAUGUAAAAUUAUUAUGUGAGACCAUCAGUUCACAAAAGUUUCUUCACACGUAUAUGUGUAUUUUUAAGGAUAUACAACAAUAAUCAAAAUAUGUAAAAAUUAUUGUUAGGCCAUUUGUGAAAAAUUUUCCUGCUUAUUCCACUAACUCCCGAGCGAAAAUAAAGUGUCACAAAAAUUUGAUGAACUACAGUAUAUGUUUGGUUACACAUGGUUAAGUAAAGUAUAUGUUUACAAAUUCAAGGGGGUGAGGACUUGCAUUUGUUAUGUCUAUUUGCUUAUUCACCUGUCGAUCCAUAUCGAUCAUAGAUUUUUGAACAGCAUAUUUAUAAGAUUGAGACUUCAUAUAUGGUGAAAAAUUUAUAGCAUCAAAUACAUGUACAUGUAUAUGUAGAUAUCAAAGGCAAGUCAAAUAAAAAAUUGACACUUGAAUGAAUUGUGUGCAACUCAAAAAUUGUUUAUAUGCAUAGAAUUUUUUUGUUGUUGCUUGAUGAGUAAGAAUUUCCGAAACAAAAUACAUGUGCACCAUUUCUUUGUAAUGAACAAAAUAAAAUGGCUAGGACAGCUUCUUUUUUUGUGGUGAACAAACCUACACCAAAAAAUGGUAGAAUUAAUAGAUACAAUGUACAUGUAUGAUAUGUGCACUUUGUCUACUGGAAUUAAACAUUAAGCCAGUAGCUGGUAUACUAAUUGUGAUUAAAUUAAGGUU